UAACUUGAAGCUCGAUCGUUUCCUGCUCCCCGUUUCGGUCUUGUUUCAGUAAAGCCCACCACAGGUCAGGACCACUGUUCCCAGUAAACCCAGCGGAGAGACGGUGUGACGACGGGAGUGCGAGGAGGACGGCAGGUUUCCGUUAAAGCACCGGGAGCACCGGGAGGAAGGGCGGGACUGAGAAUGGCGAAAACGUACGACUAUCUGUUCAAGCUGCUGCUGAUCGGAGACAGCGGCGUCGGUAAAACCUGCCUGCUGUUCCGGUUCAGUGAAGACGCCUUUAACACCACCUUCAUCUCCACCAUCGGCAUCGACUUUAAGAUCAGGACGGUCGAGCUCGAUGGAAAGAAGAUCAAACUUCAGAUUUGGGACACGGCGGGUCAGGAGCGGUUCAGGACCAUCACAACGGCCUAUUACAGAGGAGCCAUGGGCAUCAUGCUGGUGUAUGACAUCACCAACGAGAAGUCCUUCGACAACAUCAGGAACUGGAUACGCAACAUCGAGGAGCAUGCGUCUUCAGACGUGGAGAGGAUGGUUCUGGGAAACAAAUGUGACAUGAACGACAAGAGACAAGUGUCCAAAGAGAGAGGAGAGAAGCUGGCCAUCGAUUACGGGAUCAAGUUUUUGGAAACCAGCGCAAAGUCCAGUAUCAACGUGGAGGAGGCCUUUUUCACACUCGGCAGAGACAUCAUGACGAGACUCAACAGAAAGAUGAACGACAACAACCCGCCAGGAGGAGGCGGGCCGGUUAAAAUCACAGAGUCUCGAUCUAAAAAGAGCUUCUUCAGGUGUACACUGUUGUAGGAGGAGCUCCCACUCUCGCCUCCUCCUCCCUCCUCCUCCUCCUCCUCCUCCUCCUCUGGCUGCUGCAGAACUGAACCUCCCACUGCAGGAGGACGUCAGCCGAGAAUCAAACCUGUGGAAAUCAUGAAGACGUCUUCAUGUUGAAUCUGCUCCCUCAGGAGCGUCUCUGCUUUUUAAUCAGCUCAGAGCUCAAUGCUCCCCUCCUGCACGCCUCCUCCUGUUUGUGUUUUUAAUUUGCAUCCUGAGAGGACGCCUCCCCUCCCCCUCCCCCCUCCCCCUUCGAUUUGACGUCUUACUCUAAGAGGACGACGGCUCUCAGUCGAUGCAUCCUCCCUCUUUGAGGACAUCUUAAUCCGAGGAGAACAUUUUUCUCUGAGUGGACGUCUGUGUUUGACUGUUUUUGUUCCGCUAAGUGUCGCAGCAGCUCUGCAGAGUUUUGUUAUCUGCAGGCUGGAGGAAGAAAGACUGGAGCCUGACGAGGACCUGAUCAGAUAAGUGAUAAUCAUUAACGAUGAAUCUUCAGAGAGGACUUUAGACGGUCACAAUCAUCACUAACACGUUUAUAUUUGUGUUAACAAAGACAAAGAUCGGGUUAUUCUACAUCGAAUCGAGUCUAUAAUAACCUCACAUAUCGGGACGUUAAAUUAAGAAUAUGACACAUUUCAAACAAUCGACAAAUUAUUUAACAACUCAUUUCAUGUGACAUUAACGUGUGUCCUCUUUUACCGUUUACAACUUUAUUAUCAAAACUUUUAGUCAUUAAGAUUUUUACAAAUAUAUUUAGUUUUUUAUGAUUCUAUCAUUUCAAUGCAGCAUUCACUUUAUGAAUCUUUCUGAAAGUAUCAACCUGAAGUCUUCAAUCAGCGAGCACUGAAAUAAAUAUGUUGGCAGAAACUCCCGAUAUAUUAUAAACUAUACAGGAUAUAUAAAGUAUAUGACAUAUUAUAUUUCAGAUCUUAUUUUAUCUAAACAGAUAUAAAUAUUAUUAAUGUGACGGCUGCUGCGUUUUGUUUGUUAAAUCGUCUCUGCAGUUCGUUCUCCUCGUCAGAGUCUUUCUGCUGUCAGCUUUCAAACUUCAUACCUCCAACAGGUUUCAUUAUUCUGUCUUCUUCUGUGGUGCAGGAUCAGGAGCUCCAGCCAAACUGGACGUUCUGAGCAUGCUGCACGCUGGUCGCAUGCUGCAUUCAUGUGCUGCUCGGGUGGUCCAAGUUUACGAGUUGGGAAGUCGUUCUUCCGACUUUAGUGUGUUCAGGUGAUUUAAGUUUGGAAAGUCGGAAUGUUGUAACAAAAAGCGUUACUGUAAAAAGUUAUAUUUGAGCAAAACGUUGAUGUGCAAUACCUGAAUUAAUAAAAAAGUAUGUUAACGUUAAAAAAAAAAGGAA
Messenger RNA from Labrus bergylta (ballan wrasse), 2186 nucleotides. RefSeq names its product ras-related protein Rab-8B. Lineage: Eukaryota; Metazoa; Chordata; Actinopteri; Labriformes; Labridae. Gene Ontology annotation, biological process: protein secretion; endocytic recycling; protein localization to plasma membrane. Gene Ontology annotation, cellular component: endosome; plasma membrane; synaptic vesicle. The record is from RefSeq and is a predicted model, not a curated record. Gene Ontology annotation, molecular function: GTP binding; GTPase activity.